Gongylonema pulchrum is the source of this 404-nucleotide messenger RNA. The record is from the annotation of a GenBank genome assembly. NCBI's taxonomy places the organism in Eukaryota, Metazoa, Nematoda, Chromadorea, Rhabditida, Gongylonematidae.
AUGGCGUCUAUGGAAUUGCCUGAAACGCAACCAAAACCACAAAAAAAGUUUGAUUUGAAGAAAUUCCUGAUUGAUCUGGCAUCCGGUGGUACUGCUGCGGCCGUCUCCAAAACUGCUGUAGCACCAAUCGAACGUGUCAAAUUACUCCUCCAGGUGCAACAUGCGUCAAAAACAAUUGCAGCUGAUAAGCGCUACAAGGGCAUCAUCGAUGUAUUCAAACGUGUACCGAAAGAGCAAGGCUUUGCAUCGUUCUGGCGUGGUAAUCUGGCCAACGUGAUACGGUAUUUCCCAACCCAAGCGCUUAAUUUUGCGUUCAAAGAUACUUACAAAAAGAUUUUCGUGGCCGGAAUCGAUAAGGAUAAAGUAAGCUUGCUUCUCUCAAAAACAUUUCACGGGGCAUAAAU